CAAGAAGGAAUAAAGAACACGUCAUACAAAACUUACAUGAACUUGUUCACUCAUGAUUUUGGCAUCAAGGCGUCAAAUAGCAUUAAAUAUCAAGUUGCACUGCAAUGAUUCACUUAUGCUGAUAAGCUACUUUUUAAGUUUUAUAGAAAGUUGAUAUUUUUCUUCAAAUUCUAGUAAUUAUUGAUAUUUUCAUGCAAAUUGAUGAUUCUUCACUAUUCUUGUAUUAUUAAACAAUUGCAAAUAUAUCCACAACUUAAUUAAUAGGAUAAGGAACUAAUUUUAACUUAAUUUACAAUUAAAUUUUAUAAUUCACUUUGUUCUUUCUCAAAAUCUCAAAUCCAAGUAAAGUUAUCAUAGAUUUUCACAACAUAAUUCGAUUGAGUAGUUCAGUUUGACCAAUAUUUAAGGAAUUUUAAUGUAUUAUGUAUAAUAAUAGUCAUUUAAGUGCCACAACAGUCAAGAGUCAUGUGCUUAUAUCCAAAAUUGAUAAUUCCGUAAGUAUUUUCAUCAAAAGAUCCAGUAAAACAUAAAAAAAAUGGUGAAAAUCAAGAAUCCAAACCUACUCAGAACAUAAAAGCGCUUAGGUUUUGCUCUUUUAGUGCCAUUAAUGCUAUUUUUCAUUGUGUUGGUGCGCGCAAAUUCACCACAAAAGUGAUGCACAUUGACAUUUUACCUCUGAUCACGUUGCUUCCUUCUUUAAAUAAUCUUCUGAAAAUUCAUAAAAUCAUUUACUAAAUUCCAUAAACUACAACCUUAUAUCCAUCCUUCUAUUCUCAAUAAGAAAUCUAAUAUGUGGGCUAUAUAAAAUGUUAUAUCAUGGGCAAUUUUAUGUGUCAUCUGUUGAUAAACUUUAAUGUUUUCAAGAUUAAGUGCAAUAAUUUUUUAGCUCAAUAUUUUGUCACUUUGCUGACAAAAAGAAUGCAUUUGGUAUGGCAACUCUCGGUGGAUUAGUUCAUGUUUUCAAUAUUUUGGAAACGCAAAGAUUGAAGAAAUAUACAUCAUAUAAAAUUCAAAUGAUAUCCUUUCCGAAAAAUGAGAGCUUAUUUCAAUCUCUUACAAAAUUAACUGUAAUUAAGCGAUAUUCUGAUUUUAAGACGCUAGAAAAUAAUCUUCUUACGACUUACAAAGGUUACAACUUUAAGACAUUCUUCAAGUCUGAUAAAAAUUAUUUUAAUAGAUUUGAUCCGGAAAUUGUAGAACAAAGAAAAAGAACAAUACUUGAGUAUUUAUAUUAUUGUGCAGAACACUCGGUUCUUUAUCGUUCACAAUAUUUUGUAAAGUUUUUCGAUGAUACAUCAACUAAAUGUGAUGUUGAAAAGAUUUAUGAAAGUUCAACAUACACCGAGGAAUCUCCAGAAGAAUCAAUUAAUUCUUUCGAAGAGGAUAGUGAAAUAAUAGAAGAAGGUGUGGAAACAAAUGAACUAAUUGAAAUUGGAGGGGAUAUUGAUUAUUAUUUAUGUGGCUACUUAUACGAUGCAGCUUUAAACUUCAGUCAUGCAGUUCAGGAAGAAGCAAAUUUGCGUUAUAAGCGAUCGUUUGAACUUUAUAAAUUGGGCAUAGAUAAGCUCUUGACAGGUGCAAAAAAUGAUACAAAUGAAGCACGCAAGAGAAUAGCAAAGACCAAAGCAAGUAAAUACUUGGAGAAAGCAGAACAACUUUAUGAAAAUUAUAUUCUGGAAGAGGAAGAAAAUGAAUUUCUUAUCGAGGAUAUUGAUAUAAAGGAAACACAAAGUAUUGCAUCACUUGAACGACCUUUAAAUCAUAUGUCGCGAUACAAAGUCAUACAAAUUAAUAACAGAAUAAUUAAGGUCCAAGAUCGAACAGAUAAGAAAAUUUACAUAUUAAAAGUAAUAUGGAAGACAAAUUCGCACAAAGUCAUUUUCAUGCCACAAAAUAUUCCAUUUAUGUGUUCCUUAUUAAGUUAUUUUCAUUCUGAAAAUGCCAUAUUUCUUUUACUUCCAUUUAUUAGUGGAGGAUUGUUGUGGGAUUAUGUUAAAACCUACUCAUCUAGUUCUAAUAACCAGAAAAAUGUCGAAGAACUGUUUGUUGAUCCUCCAAAACAAAACACGGAUAUAAUUUCUUCAGAAAUUGUGGAUAGUCCAAAUUUAGCACAAUUAGAUGUAGAUAACUUAAAUGAAACUGAAAUUAAACCUUCUGGAGAUGAGUCUUUAGAUGACGACAAACUUUCCCCAAAUAAAACUGCAGAUGAAUGUGAUUUUAACAUCCCUUCCUUUGAUACACUUACACCUGACAUUGAUGUCGAUGAUCUUAUGAAAUGCAGUCAACAAUUAUUGAAAUCUGUAACAAAAACUCUAGAAAAGUCAGUAGUCAUAAGACAAGAAGAUGAUCCCAAUGAAAAUCAACAAAUUCUUGAAACAGAACCGAUCUUAAACGAUGAUAAAGCUGUUUCUGAAGAUGAUCAAUCAAGUGCAGCAGCAUGUGCUAUUGAGCAGAAGCUGCAAAUAACCGAAGACAUUCCUGAAUUUAUCUUAAAACGUUGGGCAUCUGAAAUAAUUAUAAGUAUCAACUCUUUACAUAAGAAUGGAAUUAUUCUUGGUGAUCUCAAUUUGGAUAAUAUUUUACUAGGAUCUAAUGGCCAUAUUUUAUUAACUUAUUUUCACCAAAAUUAUCGCAGCAACUUUCAACAGUUAUGUGAACUUAAUCAGAAGGCAGUAAAGUGCUUUUAUGUUGCAUUUGAAUUUCCUUUGACUAGAAAUUCCGACUACUACAGUAUAGGAGUAAUUUUAUAUGAAAUUUUCACAAGACAUAGAUUUUAUAUGUAUCAUCCAGGAGGAAUUUCUAAAUAUAAUGAAAUUCAAUUUGCCGACACUUGUCAAUUGUCUGAACAAGCUAAAGAUUUACUUGACAUUUUGAUGUUCAAAAAAUUUGAUCAAGAUGAACCUUUUGAAAGCAUUAAAGUUCAUCCUUUUUUUGAAGGAGUCGAUUUUAAUGAAAUUGAAUCUUUUGGAUAUGAAUAAACCUUUUAUUGUACUGAAUAUUUAAACGUAUAACAAUUACGUAUUCCUAUUUUUGGUGUACUCGCCUGAUAUGUUUUUGCAUAUGAAUUUUCUGAGAAAAUUUCUUAUCACAGAUAGCAAUUGGACAUUGGAAAGUUUUGAUUUUGUCAUGAAGCUUUUUAUGCUUCCUUAAAUUUGAAAGACUUGAAAAUUUAUUCUUGCAUAUUUCGCAAACAUGAAGUUUUAUCUUUGUAUGAGAAUGGAUGUGUUCCUUCAAGUGAGAUGUUCGACUGAAUCUUUUAUCGCAUAUUUCACAUAAAUAUUUUCUAGUAUUACUAUGGAUUGCUUGAUGAUUCCGUAAGUUACUUAUAGUAAUAAAGCUUUUGCUGCAAAUUUCGCAUUGAUAGUUUCGUUCAUUCAAAUGUGACCUCAAAUGAUUCCUCAAACUUGUUUUGUGUGUAAACAUUUUAGUGCAC
This is a messenger RNA of Chironomus riparius, 3433 nucleotides long. Lineage: Eukaryota; Metazoa; Arthropoda; Insecta; Diptera; Chironomidae. The record is from the annotation of a GenBank genome assembly.